GUUGGCUCUUCUUGGGUCAUCGACGAGCUGGCGUCAGACACUGCGGUACGUGCCUCUGCACAGGUCACGCUGACCAACCACGUGCCAAUCUAUUUGGAGAUUCAGUACAAACAUUCGGCCGGGACGGCCUACAUCCGACUGUAUUGGGCGGCGACGGACUUCGAAGAUGAGCUCGUCCCGAGCAACAACUUGCUCCAUCCGCUCAACGUCCUGGCCCUCGAUACCACGACCGUUGUUGUGCCGCAAGAAGCCGCCGAGACCUCCGUGGCGUCGGGCGAUGCCUUGGCCACGGUGAUCUCCGGCCAGGACAACAGCUUCAUCAUCCACACACGGGACGCCGAAGACAACCCGCGCUCCACGGACACGACCUCGGUGUUCACCGGCUACAUGAACUCCAACCCCACGGUGCAGUUGUCCUUCACAUACCUUGGAGGCGGCAAUUACACGGCGACUAUCAAUCCAAUCGCCGCUGGGGACUUCCCAAUGCAUGUCUUGGUCAACGGCGCGGGUCCCAGGACUUGCCGCUUACCUGUGCUGUGCUGGCGGCUGGAAGAUGUGACACAUAUGUGGCGCUCUCGUGCGUUCUCCGCGAACUUGGCUUCAGGACGCGCCAUGGCCCGCGCUUACUUCUUGGCCGUCUUCGCGCCCGAGGGCUGGCCGAGCUCCGUCGCGCCCGAGUAUGGCCGCUACCAGCUCUGGGACACGAUCCAGCAGGUGACGUUCUUCGUCAACACGGUGAUCAGCAAGCAGGCCGUGAUGAAGUUCCACGGCGUGGGUGACCCGACCAAGACGCCUGCGGAGGCGACGGCGCUCUCCAUGGGAAGGGACCUCCUGGCAACGGUGAUCGGCAUGGGCGUGGCAACGCCAAGCUUCACGGACCGCUACCGAGCGGCCCCCCGGGCCUUUCGCAUGUCUGCGGAGGUGGUGAAUGCCGUUGGACACUUCGUGGAGAUUUUGGCGGCCAUCUUCUCGCGCAUAGUCGCCUUCCUUUACCUGGGACCCGCCCUGUGCCUGGUUGCGGGCACAAUGUCGGGUGCCGUGCGGUCGGUGAUCUUGCAGCAUUUCGCCAAGGGCGGUACGCUGCCUCCAGGCAAGGACCCGGAUUUCGGCGACAUCUCGCUCAAGGAGAGCAACCAGGACCGGGGUGGGAAGAUCUUCGGCCUUUUCAUCGGCAUGGGCCUUUUGCUGGGAGCGAUCGGCAUCGGCACCAGCGACGAGGCGGAAGAAAAGUCCCUUGAAGCCAGCUUGAUGUGGUUCGGAGUCUUGUCCAUCGUCCAUCUGCUUGGAAAUGUCCAGGCAGUGAGACAGCUAGACAUCAAGGCCUUGCCCCAUGUGGAGGCGGUGGAGGUCGAGAAGCCAAAAAGCUUCAUGCAGCAGAUGUUCUUGCCGAAGGGAUAUCCCAACACCGUCGUGGAGUCUUAUGGCCGGUUUCGGACCUAUGGGCUUCUGCAGGUCCUCAUCAACUACCCCAAGCAGAUCGUCGUCAACAUGCUGUUCUGGGGUCGCGUCUAUGGCGUGGGAAACGCCCAGAGCUCGCCCGUGACGGCCGUGCUGAUUGACAUCUUCAUGACCACUGUUGACUGCGUCAUGGGCUUGCUCAUGGGGCUUCCGGCUGUGACGCAGAGCUUGGACUACAGCAAGAAGAAAUGGUACAUCUACUCCGGGAUCUUGGGCCGGCUUUCGGAGCUCGUCCAGCUGACCGCGGCUCUGGCGCCCCCCAACUGGUUCUUCCCCAUCAUCGUCGUGGCACGCUGCUUGGCAGCUUUCUCUGGCACCAGUGGCAGCCGAGUCGGGGGCGCCAUCCCACCGGCCAUGAUGAGGAAGGAGUGCGCGGAUCGCAAGGAGAUCGAGCUGAUCCACGUGAACGUGGCCAACGGAAACCAGGACAAGCUCGUGUCCAUCCCCUCCGGGACUCUCUCCAUCGCCUUCCUCUACUACUUGGUUUUCUCCGGCUGGUACCCGAGCCUCCACUGGCAGCUUCUGGCCUACGGAUGUUUGCAGGUCCUGAGCUUCUGCAGCCUCUUCGGCUGCUUCCGGAACCUCCCGACGCUGCCAGGCGAGGCCCUGAAGGAGCCCUUCCUGGGCCGACGAAGCUCGGAAGUCGCCUGGGAGGAGCAGAACGACAUGGAUUCCGAGGUCCUCAACUCAUACAGCGGCCCUGCUUCUAACCCCCCGGGGCUUGUGCGCUCGCUCAGCAUUGACAUUGUGGGCUCCCCCUUCACCACACGCGUGGAGCCGGGUCCCACCAGUGCUGUUCACAGCCUGAUCACCGGCACCGGCCUGCAGUAUGCAGAGGCUGGCGUGGAGGGCGUCUUCUAUGUCACCCUGCGCGAUGCGCAGCUCAACAACAGGGGCACUUCGAUUGGAGAGCCUGUGACGCUCGAUGACAGCCGCAUGAACUGCGCAGAUCAGGGGCUCGGUGUGUACAAGUGCUCGUAUCUGAUCACGCAGGCUCAAACCUUCAACGUCGUCUUGCGCGUGAAUGGGCAGCCGGUGAAUCCGGUGGCUCCGCACACCUUUCCGCUUGUGAUCAACCCCAAGCCGAUCGAUUCGACCAAUGGGGUCAGCUACGUGUACGCCUUCACCACUUUCUUCCCGGAAAUUCGCAAGAGCACCGACAACAUGGUGAUCUUCCAAGUCCGGGAUGAGUUUGGGAACGACGUGCCGGAUCAGGGAAACAACUUCAUGAUCUGCGAAGCUGAUGGCCCUGAGCAGCGGACACCGCCUUUCCGCCCUCCCUUGGACAUUGUGAGGCAUGGGGCGGGGCUCUUCCGUGUGAAUCUGCGGCUGGACACCACGGGCUUGCACAAGGUGAACUGCUAUGCCCUAAACAAGGGCGGCAUCAACGCCCGGUACUUCAACAACCGCUGGGUGGAGGGCGUUCCUGCCAUCUCGCAAGUGGAUACGGCCAUCGACUUCAACUGGGGUGAAGGCCUGGUCACUGCAGAGUCUUCGGACUACGCCUCGGCACAGUUUGACGGAUACUUGCAGGUGGUCACGCCCGCCAACUACACCUUCUACGUGACCGCCGACGACGGGGCCAAGCUGUGGCUGGAUGAUGAGCUGAUCCUGAGCCAGGACGAAGCCGGACAGUUCCAGACGAGGCCCAUCCUUCUCACCGGCGACCGGCUCUACCACGUCCAGGUCAUGUACUACGAGCGCACGGGCUUCGCCCGGAUGCGGCUGGAGUGGUCCUCCGACCAGGGCCUGGUCCGGGAGGUGAUCGGCCGGGACUCCUGGUUCCACUCCCGCUCGAAACUCGGGCUCUUCCCACAGACCGUCCUGGUCUACGACAAGCCAGGACCCGUCGAAGCUUUCUACCACCACGACUACCAGUAUGACGUGAACCACCUGUCCUGGGUGCCGCCGCAGGACAGCAGCGCCAAGCCCAUCCUGGGGUACCGGAUCUUCAGGGAUAACGGCCUGGGUGGGGCGAUCGACAACCAGCUGGUGAUCACCGACGAAAACACCUUCUCCUAUUCUGACACUGGACUCGUUACAGGCUUUGUCUACUACUACAGGAUCAUGGCCACCAACGGCGACGACGGUGAGCCGGUGACCAUCUCCGCGCAGCCCUCCGUGCCGCCCAUCAAGCCCGACCCCGCGUUGCUGAUCACCACGGCCUCGGGAAGCAUGACCUUCCGCUUCACGCCGCUGACGGGAGCCGCCUCUGGGUGGUCUCCAACCAUCCGCUACACGCUCUACCGCAACGAUGGGCUCGGGGGUGUCCUGCGAUUCACCUACGAGGGGGACAUGGACGGCACGUCCAACGUUGAGCUCAUGAUCGGCGGCCUGGUGGAAGGGAGGCAGUACCUGUUCCAGACGUCUUACUGGAGCCGCAUCGGUCAGAGCCCCCUCAGCGACGUCACGGCCGUUGUUUGCUGCGAGUUCCGCAAGCCGGGAUCUCCGCCCCUGAACAUCCGGCGCUCAGGUGACCAGAGUAACGAGAAGAUCUCCUUGGCCUGGGAUCCUGUUACAGACAUUGGCACUUCGUCCCUGAUCUACUACAGGCUCUUCAUGGAUGACGGGUAUACGGAGAUCUCAAAGAACACAGCGUCGGGAACCACCACCGAAGAGUUCUUCGAGUUCCUGACCCCCGGAAACCCCUACCGCUUCGCCGUCGCGGCGGUGAACGCUGCCGGGGAGGGCCCCCGAAGCGAGCGCAUCACCUUGACGGCCUCGGACGUUGCGGGGCAGCCCUACGACCUGGAGGCGACGUUCCAGUCCAGCUACCGCAUUGACCUGCAGUGGAAGAAGCCCUUGCUCACGGGUGCCUCGGGGAUGAGUGGCUACAAGCUUUGGGUCGACGAUGGGAAUGGCGGGGCGAUCAACAACUUGAUCUGGGACGGAGGCACCAAGGCUGCCAUCCUCUCCUACUCCUGGGCCCCCGUAUUCUCCGACGGCACCGUGGCGCUGCUGGCCGGGCACACGUACCGCUUCCAGGCGCAGUCCGUGAACCCCACCGGGGACGGUGCCCGGUCCAACGUCUUCUCGAUCGUCGCGGCCUCCAAGCCGGACGCGCCGGGCCGACCCGCCGUGGACAGGGCGACCACCUCUUCGAUUGCGGUCCACAUUUCCUGGGCAGCGCCUUUCAAUGGAGGCUCGCCCAUCCUCGGCUACAUCGUGGAGCGGAAGAGCUCACCGACCGCGCAAUGGACCUCCCUGACCGUGGCAUCGGACAGCUACACCUCCACGACGUACGUGGAUACCUUCCAGCUGGUGGCCAGGUCCUUCUAUAUCUACCGCAUCUCAGCAUUCAACUUGGUCUCCGUGGGGGAGACCUUCUACUCGCCGGAGAGUUCGAUUCCGGCCGCCGCGGUGCCCACGGCCCCAACCGUGUCCUUCGUGACCUCCACCGAGACGACCAUCACGGUGUCCUGGGACAUCCCCACCUCCGACCUCACGGUGACCGGGUUCAGGCUCUACGUGGACAACGUGCUCAAGUACGACGGCGCGGGCGUGAGCACCGUUCGCACGUUCACGUUGGCUGGCUGCACCACAGGCAACAUGCACGACUUCCGUGCAACAGCCAUCAGCGAUGCUGGCGAGUCUGGCUAUUCUGCAUCGCUGCCGCGCUACUGUGCCAGGCGGCCUUAUCCUCCACCACAGCCGUCUCUGAAGUCGACCACCCUUUCAACCGUUGAAGUGCAGUGGGUGCCUCCCACAAACAAUGGUGGUAUGCCGAUCUCCGGCUACAAGGUCCAGCGCUCCAACAGUGACGUGUACUUCUUCGGGUCGGUGCAGUGCCGGCAACCCGAUGGCAGCUUCCUGACGACCCUGCCAGAGAACAUCGACUCUUGUCUCGAUGACACGGCCGCCCUCUGCCCUCAGCGACGCUGCAAAUAUCGAGUGCUGGCAAUUAACGGUGUGGAGGACGAUAACUUUGCUGACGUGUCGCCCUAUUUGGUGGCGACGGCUGCUGACCUGCCCAAUGCACCAAGCAUGGUGACGAGAGACGACCCUCCGAUAAGCAAGACGGCCAUCGAGGUACACUGGUCGCCCGUAACUGCUGAAGCGGAUACAGGUGGUGCCCUUGUUAUCGGAUACAGGGUCUAUGCCAACACGGGUAUCGAUGAUGCCCUCUCCCUGGUUUUUGAUGGCUCUGGCAGUCCAUCUAUUCGUUCCUUCAAACACACGGGGCUAAUUCCGGGAAGGCGCUACUGGUAUCAGGUCAGCUCAGUGAGCAGUGUGGGCGAGGGAGUGCGAACGAACGUCUCUACCUUCCUGGCCGCGGAGCCGCCCGCGGCGCCCCUGCAGCCUCGGUUCAUCACAGCUGACUUCGGGUCCAUCACCAUCGCCCUGGACCCCCCACCCUCGGACGGAGGCUCUCCCAUCAUCCGCUACGUGAUCUACCACAACGAUGGUACAGUCAACGGCCUUCUUAGCACUCAGCUGUCGGUCUGCGACAUGUCCCGGACGCAGUUCGACGUGCCGGACCUCUUGUUAGGGCGGGACUACCAGAUCCAGGUCCAGGCUCAUGCCGACUGCCCCUACGGCACGGGAACCUCGCUGCACGCCUACGAUGCCGAUGGCAUCUGCGUGGACACCGCCGCCUGCACGCUGCCGGGGGCCCGGAGUGGCAUCGCCCUCUUCACCACCACCGAUGUGCCCGACACCGUGACGCUGGAGAAGGUGAGCCAGUUGAGGACCAGCGUCACCUUCCGCUUCGAUCCCCCUGGGGCGGAUGGUGGGAGCCCUGUCACCAGCUUUGAGCCCUAUCGCGACGACGGCCUUGGGGGGGACUUUGUUCGCGUGGACGUGUUGCCGACGAACUACUUCGAGAUUGACACGGACCUAUCUGAGUCGGGGAACGAGUACAGGUACACGGGCUUGGUGACGGGGCGCCGCUACAACUUCUUCGUCGCGGCCUGCAACAAGCGCGGGUGCCGGAGCGGCGCCAUCUUCGGGCCUCUGACGGCGGCGGCGCCGCCGGACCAGCCCGACUCUCCCCUGGCCACUGCGACUUCGGCUGUGCCACCGGUGAUCAACCUCACCUGGACGCCCCCAGACAACGGUGGCAUGCCCAUCCUCAAGACGGAGAUCCAGCGUGACGACGGCCAGGACGGUGUCUUCUCCUUGCUCGCGGAGGUAGAUGCGCCCGACUUCACCUACUCCGACACGACGGUCACAGCCGGCCUGACCUACCGCUAUCGGAUCCGCAUCCACCACGAGCAGUCGGCCAGCGACUUCAGCAACCUUGCGACCUUCGUGGCCGCAGGCUUGCCUGACCAACCCGCUGCCGUCUUGCUGGUGUCGCAGUCGAAGACUGAGAUCACCGUGUCAUGGACCACACCGACAGCUAACGGGGCAGACAUCUACCAGUUCAUCCUGCGACGGGACGAUGGGCUCGGCUCCACUCUGACGCCAAUCUAUCGCGGCGCGGCAACGACCUUCACAAGCAGCGACCUGGCCACGGGACGCUACUACUCCUUCUCCGUGGCGGCGCGCAACGCUGCAGGAGAGGGCCCGGCCAGCGAGCCACAGCGGUUCCUGUCCGCCUCCAUGCCGAGCCCCGUGGGCCAGCCCGUUCUGCAGACCUCCUCGUGCUCGGGCGGCUCCAUCACCUUCAAGUGGUCCGUCCCGGAGGAUGAUGGCGGCUGUCCCGUGAUCCGGUACCGCAUCCUCCGUGACGGAGUGGCCACCGGAACCGAGGUCUUGGCCACAACCAUCACCUACUUCACGUCAGGCCUGGAAUGCGCCACCACCUACCUCUGGAGUGUGGAAGCUAAGAACUGCCUGGACAUGUGGGGCAGCUCGUCGGCGUACCUCGAGAGCUACACUGCCUCGCUGCCGGGCCGGGUCUCCGGGCUGAACGCCACGCACGUGUCCUCGACAGAGCUUCUCUACAACUGGAUCCCCCUCCUUGGCUCCACGGAGAUUGGCUCCACGGAUUUCUCGAUCCUGAAGGGCUACGAGCUGUGGAUGGAUGACGGGCUCGGAGGCAAGUUCUCCCGCACCUAUGAUGGCUACAACAAGCCCUUUGAGACCUACUUCGUGGCCACCGGGCUGGUGCCUGGUCGCACCUACCGAUCCUACGUGCGCGCCGUCAAUGUCGUUGGAUCCGGUCCUGACUCCGACGUGCUGUACCGCGCCAUGGCCGUCGAGCCUUCGGCGCCGAGCAAUCUGCAGGUUGCCUCGGCCGGUGCCGAGGAGGUCAUCUGCAGUUGGAAGCCGCCACAGGACAACGGCGGGGAGCCAGUGCUCCACUAUGUCCUGGAGUAUGCGCCGGAGCCGCUCUUCAACACCUGGCAGGAAGAUGGGCCGUACCCUGACAACACGCAGUUCACGAAGACGGUCUUCAAUCUAGCACAAGGUCUGGUGUACCAGUUCCGGAUACGAGCGGUGACCAAUGCUGGAGGCGGCUCCUACUCCAACGUGGUUUCGCAGGUCAUCGGCACCGCCCCAACGGCUGCACCGACUGGCCUGACGCGUGCCUCCACCACCUCGGUUUCCAUGACCUGGGCCUGGUCCCCGCUGCCGGUGGCGCAGACCGGGGGAGCUGCCUUGGGCGGCUACCGCCUCUACAUGAACACGGGCCGGGAUGAUGUGACUUCCCUGGUCUACGACGGCAGCGACAAGCCUUCCGCCACCGAGUUCACGGCAACAUCGCUGGUGUGCGGUAGGGUCUACAAGGCGGAGGUUUCCGCCGUGACCAGCAUCGGGGAAGGCCCUCGAAGUUCUUUGACUGCCUUCAAGCUGGCGCACACCCCGUCGCAGCCUCGGUCGGCCCGGGUGUUGGCCAGCAGCACGGGAUCCAUUACGCUGGCCUGGGACAUUCCCGAGAGCACGGGCUGCACGGAGCUCGAGUACUAUCGGAUUGAGCGGGACCAGGGGCAGGGCUUCGAGGCCCUCGCCAACGUGUCCACACCGAUACAGACCUACACCGACAUGGGAGACUUGAGUCCUGGCCAAAUGUACAUCUACCGCAUUGCCGCCCGCAAUGAUGCCCUGGAGUACUAUGGGCCGCACAGCUCACACGUCACCGCCUUUGCAGCGUCGCUGCCUGGUAUCACUCGGAACCUGGGAUACGUCACCUCCACGAGGACAUCCAUCACACUCAUGUGGGACCCUCCCUCGGACACAGGAGGAGCGAUGGUCGACUUCUACCGGUUGCAGGCAGACGAUGGCUUGGGAGGUGCUUUCGGAGAUGUGGCGGUGGUUGCCGGAACCUACACCACCAUCGAGUACCUCACGCCGGGGCGACCCUACCGCUUCCGCGUUGCCGCCGAGACGGUCGUCGGCACCGGCCCAUACACAGCGGUCUUCCAGCAGGUGGUCGCGGCAGUGCCGGCGAAUCCUCAAACGCCCUUAGUGGGAUGCCCGGCCUACGGGGGAUCUGCUUUCAACCAGCGCCCGCUCCAUGAAAUCAGUGGGCAGAGCUGGGACCGAGUGCGCGUGACCUGGGCCGAGCCUGCAGACAACGGCGGUUCCCUCACGCAGGGGCUGGGCUACAAAGUCACCUUCGAUGGCCAGUGUGACCGCUAUGACGGCACCAGCGUGGCCUCCAUCACAUCAGUUCAGAUCAUCUGCGUGACUGGCCAGCACCAUCUGAUUACCGUGGCUGCCCGGAACGUCGUCGGCUGGGGGGGGCCCAGCCCCUCCGUCUCCCGGGUCUGCGGCGCCGAGCCCGAGGCGCCCGCGGACCUACGGCUCAAGAUGAACGUGCCUGCGCAGCCGCUGGACAUGGUGGACCUCCGCACGCCCUCGUCCAUGACCCUGGCCUGGGACGUGCCCACCAUUGAUGGAGGUAACCCUGUGAAAUCCUACCAGCUCUACCGUGAUGCCGGCGACUCCUCCGGCAUCUACACCUUGGCAUAUGCAGGUUCACAGGCGAGUGUCACCAUCCACUCCCUGACCAACGGGAAGACGUACCGCUUCUAUGCCGUGGCUGUGAACGAUGUGGGGCCUGGUGCACGGACCAGCAUCUUCACAGCAGAGAUGCGCUGCACGCCCCGCAGCCUCGUGGCCGCGCCGUAUAAGGUGGCCGGCAGCCCAUGGUCCAUCUCCAUCGCUUGGCCCGAGACUGCGGACAAUUGCGGCCGAGCUGUGUCCAGCUACCGUGUCUACCGGGACGGCAAUCUCAUCUUCCCACUCUCCAAUGAGUUCCUUGCAGCCCCUGCCGUCGUGGGCGCCAUCAGCUCGGAUGGUGUCAUCCUGCGCAUCACGGCGAAGGAGUCGGGAUCUGCUUGGGCUGCUCGGAAGUGCACGUAG
Messenger RNA from Symbiodinium natans, 9711 nucleotides. Lineage: Eukaryota; Dinophyceae; Suessiales; Symbiodiniaceae. The record is from the annotation of a GenBank genome assembly.